AUGUCGUCGGCAUACCACCCAGACUCGCACGAGCGAGACUCGCGCGUCCCUAGAGUCGCUUCGAGAGCAGGCAGCAUCUCGACCCUCUGGAGUUCCGCAGAGGUGCCCUUUUGCCUCGACCCACGCGUCCACAAUGCCGCAGAUCCCACAGACAACCACCACUACGCCACGCGCAAUCCCUCCGUCUCCUACAGCUCGGCACGCUCCUCUCAGCUCUCCAUCGACUUUGCCAGGCUCAGCAUCGAUAUCCCAGACGAGUAUCCGCGAAGGCCAGACAGCAUCCGUCUCUCCCCACCGCGCCAAUCCGCAUCCUCAAGCUCGGCUUCGAGUGGGAGCUCACCCAGCAGAGUACCGUCGUUCAACAUUGGCACCAUCGACGAGGAUGCGCCCAUGCAGUCCUCGCCCAUCUCCAAGCUGCCCUACCAUCCUCCGAGCCUCGCAGCACAGUCUCGUCUGCUCUCGUCGCGCUUCUCGGAAGACACGAUCGACGAGCGACCGUUCAUCCACCACUCGUCUUCGCAUGGAACUUUUGGCCCGCCGCUGAACGAGCUGCGCAAAGCCUCGGGCGUGUCGGAUGAUUCGAUCGGCGCUUCUUCGCGCUCGUCGUCGUACCACGAUCCCACCCAGCCGAUGUCGACGGCGCGCGGCAACGAGGCGCCGUCCAAGCACUUGUACCGUCGUGCCUACCGCUUCUUUGACGAGACGUACACCGUUCAGCCUCCUUCCGAUGCCGACGAUCAUCAGGUCGAGUCGACGAUGGGUGCGUGCAGCACGAGCCAGACCUCGCACGACGAUUCGCUGCCCUCAUGCUCGCGCUCCCAAACCUCGUCGCACGCUACCACCUCGGACUCCGCCUCGGCUUCCAGCGUCACCAGCGCAACGCCUCACAUGCUCGAGCUCAACAGUGCCACGCUCACCCCAACCAGCGUGCAUGGAGAUAGUACGCUGCUGGCUCAAGGGUGUGCUGCCGCAUCGGAUGGUGGGCACCUCAGCAUCCCGUCGCAGCUGAGCUUCAACUCGGCUCUCACCGCCACCCGUGCGGGAUUCAACCAGCUUCGUGUGCGGCCCAGCACCGCCGAUGUUUACACGCACGAACCGCCGGUGUCGCCGCUGACGUUUCCGGGGCAUGUGCUGCCGGUGUACCCGCCGCAGCAGCACGUGCAAUCGCCAACCGAUGCCAGAUACGAGGUGCGCUCCGAAGGCUUGACGUCGUACGAGAUUAUGCAUCCCACACUGCCAGAGCCACAGCCAAAGAUCAACGCCGCCAGGUCGCCGGGUAAGGCGCGGUUCUUGCGCGCGCGUGUGGCGUCAUCGCCCAAGUUGCGACUCGAUGCGUCGUCGCUCUUUGCAGCGGCCCAUACGCCCGUGCCGCCGCUUCCCGGUGCAGUCAACAAUGCAGCUGCUGCGGGUGAUGCGGAGCGUCGUCCGUCGACGGCGCAAACCGACGGGAGGGCUCCGUUCUUUGGGCGCAGGUUUCGGUCGCGCACGCUAGGAGAGUCGGACCGCGUCGAAGCCCACACCAACGCAGCGGCCACCAAGCACGAAGAACCACCUCGAGCCGUGGGCUGGUCAACGGCCACUGGCGGUAAGCGUCAUCCGAGCCAGGUGUCGGCUACGAGCUCGGAGCUCUUUUCGCACAGUGCGCUGCAGCCCACACCGGGAUCGUCGAUCUGCUCGGCCAGCUCUCCCGCCACCACCAACAGUUCGCUGCCCGUAACGCCGCGGACUACCACCACCUUCCCGCGCCCCAAGAGCCGCGGGACGGGGUCGGCGUCCAAAGCAGGUGGAUCCGGAUGGGCGUCGUAUCUCCACGCGGGGCUGACGCUGCAUCUCGAACACGACGGUCGUGUGGUGCCUGUGACAAUGACGUACCUCGCGUACGAUCCGUUCGGAAGGCCGGAGCAGCUGGUGGAAGGUACAGAGGCAGCGAGGGCGAUGACGCCCAAGCGGCCCAAGUCGCGCGGUGACAAGGACCAGGAAGCCGAACAAUCCGGUACGCUCGAAUUCGGCCCCCUCGAUGACAGGGCACUGGACGUAGGACGUAAAUGCGAUGGCUCGGCGGUGCUCAAGCACUUGACCGUGGGAGAGGAUACCAAGGCCGAUCUUCUGACGCGACAAGCAGCACUAUCGACCAGAACGGGGGUGCAUCAGGUGGCCGGGUAUGAGCGGAGGGGGAGGCUGGCAUGGAAGUUCGCCUACCGCGUAGAGGGCGAGUGGGAGCGGAGGCUGGUGCCCGUGCGCUUCUCGUGCUCGGCGACGCUGCUCAAUCCUGAGCGUGCGCGCAAAUCGCGCCUGAUCAAUCUCGUCAAGAAGCAGAUGGUGCCCUCGCUCGCGUCCAAGGUCGUACCCUCCAUCGACUCUCCCCGUUCGGCGUCGCUGCAUUCCGAGGCUUCGCCGGCUUCAUCCCGACGUGCAGUGCUGCCAGACGGUGCACCGGUAUCCCCCGUUCGACUUGCCGGUGCGAUGCAGAACAGUCCGCUUCGACAGCCGAGUCGAGCGGGUGCGUCGUUCGCAAGCGCCACCUCGGCCGAUACGAGCUACUCGUCCCAACCCGCCACCCCCGGCCGUGAUACCGAUCCCGCUAGAUUGCAUUUGCAGGCUUCGCCGGUAUCGGCGCAAUUCGGACAACCCCAGCGGCCAAUUCCAAGUGUCGCUUCGGUGGCACCGGCGUUGCAGCUGGAUUUGGGAGAUGCACAUGCUGGUCGUGUGCUGCACACCAAACCCUCGUCCACCUCUCUUUCCUCGGCCUCGAGUGCGGCCAAACCGAUCGUUGUGAACGGGCGAAAGUUGAUCCCGAUCAGUCUACCAGCCGGACUGGCACGACAGACCAAGAUCGACCCAGCACUGCUGCAGGGGCAUAUCGUCCCACGGCCCGAUCGAAGUCCAUCGCAGUCGCAGCCCCGCUCGGGAUCAAGACCGCCUACAGCGUCGGAAAGCAUCAAGCUCGAGUACCUCGCUCGGGCGGAGGGAUUGCGACAGCGCUCGUUUGGCGUGCUCGUGCCGGCGGAGUUCGCCGACUCGCGCGUAAGAAGAAGGAGUAGGACAGUAGAGGCGGACGAGCGCCGACCGUUCACGGCCGAUGCGUGGGGAGAGGCCCAGUAUCCCAUCGAGAACGUUCAAUUGGGAAAGCACAACGAAGAUCGCACUCCCCGCGAAGGGGUUUUUGGUAGACAGCAGGGAGGAGCAGAGGGGUACAUGCCACUUUCGGCUCCGCCAAGGCCGCAGAGACCAAGGACUGCCCAGGCGACACAGCAGGAGAAGGGCAGGAAUGCAUAUGGUGUACAAAGCGCCCGCCAGGUGCAGGGCGUGAGAUCCUAG
Messenger RNA from Moesziomyces antarcticus, 3318 nucleotides. RefSeq lists its product as uncharacterized. NCBI's taxonomy places the organism in Eukaryota, Fungi, Basidiomycota, Ustilaginomycetes, Ustilaginales, Ustilaginaceae. The coding region runs from base 1 to 3318 and encodes 1105 amino acids. The record is from RefSeq and is a predicted model, not a curated record. The transcript has a single exon.